AUGCAGAUACCACCCAACCAGCCCCAGAUCCAGAUACCACCCAACCAGCCCCAGAUCCAGAUACCACCCAACCAGCCCCAGAUCCAGAUACCACCCAACCAGCCCCAGAUCCAGAUACCACCCAACCACCCCAGAUCCAGAUACUACCCAACCAGCCCCAGAUCCAGAUACCACCCAACCACCCAACCAGCCCCAGAUCCAGAUACCCCCCAACCAGCCCCAGAUCCAGAUACCACCCAACCAGCCCCAGAUCCAGAUACCACCCAACCAGCCCCAGAUCCAGAUACCACCCAACCAGCCCCAGAUACCACCCAACUAGCUCCAGAUCCAGAUACCACCCAACCAGCCCCAGAUACCACCCAACUAGCUCCAGAUCCAGAUACCACCCAACCAGCCCCAGAUCCAGAUACUACCCAACCAGCCCCAGAUCCAGAUACCACCCAACCACCCAACCAGCCCCAGAUCCAGAUACCCCCCAACCAGCCCCAGAUCCAGAUACCACCCAACCAGCCCCAGAUCCAGAUACCACCCAACCAGCCCCAGAUCCAGAUACCACCCAACCAGCCCCAGAUACCACCCAACUAG
Molecule: messenger RNA, 585 nt
Organism: Salvelinus namaycush (lake trout)
Lineage: Eukaryota; Metazoa; Chordata; Actinopteri; Salmoniformes; Salmonidae
Product: extensin-like
Exons: 2
Coding region: 1-585 (194 amino acids)
Source: RefSeq, a predicted model, not a curated record